Molecule: messenger RNA, 657 nt
Organism: Penicillium riverlandense
Lineage: Eukaryota; Fungi; Ascomycota; Eurotiomycetes; Eurotiales; Aspergillaceae
Product: ribonuclease P subunit p20 family protein
Exons: 2
Coding region: 1-657 (218 amino acids)
Biological process (GO): intronic box C/D snoRNA processing; nuclear-transcribed mRNA catabolic process, RNase MRP-dependent; rRNA processing
Cellular component (GO): ribonuclease MRP complex; nucleolar ribonuclease P complex
Molecular function (GO): RNA binding
Source: RefSeq, a predicted model, not a curated record
AUGGGGAAAGGCCCGCUGGAACGCCAGCACCAGUUUGAGAAGAAGAACCAGAACCUGGUCAAGCUGCCCAAAAACGCAAAAGUCUCAAAACGACCUAUCCCGCACGCCCCAAUCGCUUCUCCAUACGCCGGUGCAACAGUGCCAAAGAUAGUAUAUGUCUCCAGCAGCACGCCCUUCAUGAGCGCCGUGAAGCGUGUCCAGAAAUUGCUGCGGCAAGCGGAGAAGCGUGACACGGCUGCGGUCAGCCUGGAGGAUACGCGGACGAGCGAGAAGCAGAAACUCGCGGAGCUGGCGAAGAUUGCUGGUGCGGAGAAGCGCGAGGAGAUUUUUGUUAAGGCUACGGGGCGCGCGAUUGAGAGGGCGCUUGGUGUUGGGAAGUGGUUUGAGGAGCGGGGUGGUGAGUUUGUCGUUAGGGUGAAGACGGGGAGUGUGCUUGUUGUUGAUGAUGUUGUUGAGGGGGAGAAGAAGAGUCGGAAUGAUUCGGAUUUGAAGGUGGAUGAAGGUGUUGAUUCAGCACCUGCACCGGAUUCGAAGGCGUCGGACUCGGACAAGAAGAGGAAGCGGCGUGCUGAUGAUGACUCCGCUGACAUGGAGGAGUUGCCUGAGACGCGCACGCGGUGGAUCAAGAUGGUCGAGGUUGCUAUCUCGCUCAAGUGA